Ophidiomyces ophidiicola is the source of this 1257-nucleotide messenger RNA. RefSeq names its product 3-ketoacyl-CoA thiolase with broad chain length specificity (gene POT1). The transcript has 3 exons. Gene Ontology annotation, cellular component: peroxisome. Gene Ontology annotation, biological process: fatty acid beta-oxidation; phenylacetate catabolic process. Gene Ontology annotation, molecular function: acetyl-CoA C-acyltransferase activity. Lineage: Eukaryota; Fungi; Ascomycota; Eurotiomycetes; Onygenales; Onygenaceae. The record is from RefSeq and is a predicted model, not a curated record. Bases 1 to 1257 code for a protein of 418 amino acids.
AUGUCUCAAGCAGCACAACGUCUCUCUCAAGUCGCCUCGCACAUCACAUCCCCCAAAGGAGGGGUCUCUGCGCUCACUGCUAAGAAUCCCGAUGACAUUGUCGUAACAUGUGCUCUCCGAACUGCCUUCACCAAGGGUGGUCGCGGUGGCUUCAAGGACACCGCCUCCUCGGAUCUUCUGGCCGGUAUCUUCAAGGCUGUUAUUGAUAAAUCUAAGAUUGAUCCAUCGCUUGUAGAGGAUAUUGCUGUUGGAACAGUAUUGGCCCCUGGCGGUGGUGCCACUGAGUUUCGUGCCGCUGCUUUGGUCGCCGGAUUCCCUGAAACCACAGCAGUCAAGGCCUUGAACAGACAGUGCUCCAGUGGAUUACAAGCUAUUGUUGAUAUUGCAAAUGCCUUGAAGGCAGGCGUCAUUGAUGUUGGCAUUGGUGCAGGUGUCGAGAGCAUGUCCUCUCAGUACGGACCUGGUGCUGUCAGCGAAUUCUCGGAGCUUCUGGAGAGCCACCCCGAGUCCGCCAACUGCAAAGUUCCUAUGGGUAUCUUGUCUGAGGAUAUGGCAAAGGACCUCAAAGUCAGCCGUGCCGACCAGGACGUUUUCGCCGCCUCUUCUUAUCAAAAGGCUGAGCGUGCUCAAAAGGAAGGCCUCUACAAGGACGAAAUUGUCCCUCUCACUGUCAAAUUUACCGACCCUAAGACCAGCGAGGAGAAGACCGUCGUCGUGGACCGGGAUGAUGGCGUUAGAGCCGGUAUGACCGCUGAGUCUCUGGCCAAAAUUAAGCCUGCUUUCGCUCAAGACGGCUCCAUUCACGCCGGAAACUCAUCUCAGAUUUCCGACGGUGCUGCUGCCGUUCUUCUCAUGAAGCGCUCCACCGCCGAGCGACUGGGACAGAAGAUCAUUGGCAAGUAUGUCACCGCCAGCGUUGUCGGUGUCAAGCCACUUCUCAUGGGUAUGGGCCCAUGGAAGGCUAUCCCUGUUGCCCUGGAGAAGGCUGGCAUUAGCAAGGAUGAUGUUGAUAUUUACGAAAUCAACGAGGCGUUCGCAUCUCAAUGCUUGUGGUGCGCGAAAGAGCUUAAGCUGCCAAUGGAGAAGAUUAAUCCCAAGGGUGGCGCCAUCGCUUUUGGUCACCCCCUCGGAUGCACUGGAUCCAGACAGGUCAGCACCUUGUUGACUGAGUUGAACAGGACAGGCAAGAAAAUUGGUGUCACCAGCAUGUGCAUUGGAACCGGUAUGGGUAUGGCUGCUGUUUGGGUCGCCGAGUAA